GAUGGAGCGUUUUCCUGGCUGCUUUCUUUGACAGGUGUUGAGUGGGACAAAAGUCUUUAAACAGAAUCCAGCAUGUACGCCAAAGGUAAAGGAGCCGUCGUCCCUUCCGACAGCCAAGCGAGAGAAAAGUUAGCUUUAUACGUGUACGAGUAUUUGCUGCAUGUCGGCGCACAGAAAUCCGCACAGACCUUCCUGUCAGAGAUCCGAUGGGAGAAGAACAUCACACUUGGGGAACCACCAGGAUUUUUACAUUCAUGGUGGUGUGUAUUCUGGGAUCUGUACUGCGCUGCCCCGGACCGGAGGGAGACAUGCGAACAUUCCAGCGAGGCCAAGGCUUUCCAUGACUAUAGUGCGGCCGCUGCCCCAAGUCCAGUGAUGGGCAACAUGCCACCCAACGAUGGCAUGCCAGGGGGACCCAUGCCGCCGGGCUUCUUUCAAGGUCCACCAGGAUCUCAGCCUUCCCCUCACGCACAGCCUCCCCCACACAACCCCAGUAAUCCCAUGAUGGGACCUCACGGACAGCCAUUCAUGUCUCCACGGUACCCAGGUGGCCCCAGGCCCGCCCUCCGUAUGCCAAAUCAGCCUCCUGGGGGCAUCCCCGGGUCACAGCCUCUCCUGCCAAACAGCCUGGACCCCACCAGACCUCAAGGACAUCCAAACAUGGGAGGUCCAAUGAGAAUGAAUCCCCCCCGAGGCAUGGGAGGGAUGGGUCCCCAGAACUACGGUGGAGGGAUGAGGCCUCCUCCGAACUCCAUGGGGCCAGGGAUGCCGGGCAUGAACAUGGGACCUGGUGGAAGAGGUCCGUGGCCAAACCCCAACUCAAACUCAAUAGCAUAUUCAUCUUCAUCUCCAGGCAACUACGUGGGCCCUCCAGGGGGAGGCGGCCCACCAGGAACUCCCAUCAUGCCUAGCCCCGGAGAUUCAACAAACUCGAGUGAAAACAUCUACACAAUGAUGAACCCCAUCGGCCCUGGUGGAAAUAGACCUAAUUUCCCGAUGGGACCGGGUCCCGACGGGCCAAUGGGUGGAAUGGGUGGUAUGGAGCAGCAUCAUAUGAACGGGUCACUAGGCUCUGGUGACAUGGAUGGGUUGCCAAAGAAUUCUCCCAACAACAUGGCAGGCAUGAACAAUCCCCCCGGCACUCCGCGGGAUGACGGCGAGAUGGCAGGCAACUUUUUAAACCCAUUCCAAAGUGAAAGUCACCUGAGGAUACCCCUGGAAAGCAGGACUCCCCAUAAGGCCCCCCAUCCCAACGCCUGCAAAAUGGGUGUGAGAACAUGAAAACGGCGUCCAAGCAACAUGAAGGGUCUCCUCUCCGCUCCUCCUCGGCUGCCGGGCCCCAACGAGGGGCCCUUGGACAGUGAUAGCUCAACCUGCUCCAAGCCCAUCUCUUCCAAAUGCAAAGCCUGCCCCUAUGGGUGUCAUGACAGCCCAAUCAAGAUGCCCCCAUUGCAUCUACCACCACUCUAUUAAAUCAUGCUGAUCAUCACUUAUGAGGGCAUGCAGUAGUUGACUGACAGGGGUGGGGGGGCGUAAACCCUUGUGCAAAAACUCCUGUGGCAGGAAUGAUAUUAAAAAAGAAAAAAAAAAAAGAUGAACUGAUGAUGUU
Messenger RNA from Limanda limanda (common dab), 1609 nucleotides. It is a transcript of the gene ssbp4, whose product is annotated as single stranded DNA binding protein 4. Bases 73 to 1281 code for a protein of 402 amino acids. The record is from RefSeq and is a predicted model, not a curated record. NCBI's taxonomy places the organism in Eukaryota, Metazoa, Chordata, Actinopteri, Pleuronectiformes, Pleuronectidae. Gene Ontology annotation, cellular component: nucleus. The transcript is spliced from 17 exons. Gene Ontology annotation, molecular function: protein binding; single-stranded DNA binding. Gene Ontology annotation, biological process: positive regulation of transcription by RNA polymerase II.